This is a messenger RNA of Cooperia oncophora, 417 nucleotides long. The record is from the annotation of a GenBank genome assembly. Lineage: Eukaryota; Metazoa; Nematoda; Chromadorea; Rhabditida; Trichostrongylidae.
AUGAGGGGGAUGGUUGUCGACCCAGCUGUCAGCGGAAUGUGUGUGGACACGAAUAUGCAGUGCCCAGUUUGGGCGAGUACAGGCCAAUGCGCGACAAAUGCUCUUAUGAUGCGGCGCAUGUGUGCAUUGUCGUGUGGUACUUGUGGACUCGGCAUGCAGUAUGGUAUGGGUAUGGGUAUGGGAGUACCAGGAAUGGGCUAUGCACUUCCACCCGGUCUUGGAAGUGCUGGCCUUGGAACUGCUGGCCUUGGAGCGGCUGGCCUUGGUUAUGGUGGAAUGGGCUUGAGUCCGUUCGCAAAUCCGUUGCUGGGCAGAAGUAUCUAUGAACAAGGAAUUUUGAGAGCUCCUCCACGGUCGACUAUUUAUCCUCGAAGUGUGAAGAAAGACAAGUUGGAUUCGCCUCGUACUUCCGCAUAG